UCAAGAGCUUUCAACACCAAGAGCUGUGGGCAGCUACUUAUGCAAGAGAAGAGGAUUCGGAGGCGCAGCACCUUCUGUACUUGACAGAGGCAGCAUCUUUACAGCAAAGCAGUACGGUGUCCAGUCAGUCCUUCAGGAAAAAAGAAAAGUCCGAGGACCUUUGGUUAGCUCAUUGGGGGAAACCUCGAAAGAAUCCAGCUUUGGAGAGACACGCGUCCCUGCCGCCUAACAGGUGUCUCUGCUUGGCAAGGUGUUCUUUCUUGCUCCAAAGUGGCUGGUAAAAGCACAGUUCCUCCUGCCAAUGGUUGCUUCCAUUGUAGUCAUGGGAGGCUGAAGCGUCUUCAAGGAGGGCAUUGAAUCCACCUUUUGGGUUGGUCUGAUCUCUCCCCCAGUAACAUCUUCGACUGCUCACGUCUGGUUCUGCAGCUGUCAGCAAAUGAUAGGCCACCUAAGAUCUUUGCUUUGAUUAGGGUGGCCUGGUGGUUCAGAGAAGGUACUACAAUGGCCUUCUCUGCCACCCUAUGGAUUCUGCUGGUCUAUCCUAUGGUAUGCCAUGCCAGUAUUCACCAUCCCAGCUACAAUGUGGCACCCAAGAAGGAGAUCAGCUUGGAAGGUGACUUGGUUAUUGGAGGCCUGUUCCCAGUUCAUGAGAAAGGUGGACCUGCAGAGGAUUGUGGCAAGAUCAACGAACAUCGUGGUAUCCAACGCCUUGAGGCAAUGCUGUUUGCCCUAGAUGAGAUCAACAAGGACCAACGUAUUCUGCCGGGCAUCAAGCUUGGGGCACAUAUUCUAGACACCUGUUCCAAGGACACCUAUGCCUUAGAACAGUCUUUAGACUUUGUCCGUGCCUCCCUCACUAGAGUGGAUGGUUCUGAGCACAUCUGCCCUGAUGGAUCUUAUGCCAUUCAUGAUGAUGUACCUACAGCUAUUACAGGGGUCAUUGGCGGCUCCUACAGUGAUGUCUCCAUCCAGGUGGCUAACUUACUGCGACUGUUCCAGAUCCCUCAGAUCAGCUAUGCCUCCACCAGUGCCAAGCUCAGUGACAAGACUCGCUAUGAUUACUUUGCUCGCACCGUCCCACCAGACUUCUAUCAGGCGAAGGCUAUGUCUGAGAUCCUGCGGUUCUUCAACUGGACCUACGUUUCCACAGUAGCCUCAGAAGGUGACUAUGGAGAAACAGGCAUCGAAGCUUUUGAACUGCAAGCCCGGGCCCGCAACAUCUGCAUUGCCACCUCUGAAAAAGUGGGCCGAUCCAUGAACAAGAAGACUUUUGAUGGGGUGAUUAAGGCACUCUUGCAGAAGCCCAGUGCAAGAGUGGUGGUUCUGUUCACCCGAAGUGAAGAUGCCCGGGAACUUUUGGCAGCUGCUCAGAGGAUCAAUGUGUCCUUCACCUGGGUGGCCAGUGAUGGCUGGGGUGCCCUUGAGAGCGUAGUGGCGGGUAGUGAGCCAGUAGCUGAUGGGGCCAUCACUAUUGAACUGGCAUCCUAUCCGAUACAAGAGUUUGCCGUCUAUUUCCGGAACCUAGAUCCCUACAACAACAGCCGAAAUCCUUGGUUUCGGGAGUUCUGGGAACACAAGUUUCAGUGCAGCUUCCACCACCAAAACUGUAGCCACUUCUCCUUGAAGACAGGCAAGUUUGAGCAGGAAUCUAAGAUUAUGUUUGUCGUCAACGCAGUCUAUGCAAUGGCACAUGCCCUUCAUAACAUGUAUCAAGCUCUCUGCCCCAACGCCACCAAGCUUUGUGACUCCAUGAAGCCGGUAAAUGGCAAGAAGUUCUACAAGGAGUUCAUGCUCAAUGUGACCUUUGAUGCUCCAUUUCGACCAUCCUUAGACACCAAAAGUACUGUCCGGUUUGAUCUCUGUGGGGAUGGCAUCGGUCGCUACAAUAUCUUCAACUACCACAAAGCCAAUGGGAGGUACCGUUAUCAGAAAGUGGGCUACUGGGCCGAAGGGCUCAUUCUAAACACAAGCCGCAUCCCCUGGGUGAAGACCUCCAUCCCGGUUUCCCAGUGCAGUGACCCCUGCAAGAAGAAUGAAAUGAAGAGCAUGCAGCCUGGGGACAUGUGCUGCUGGAUAUGCAUCCCUUGCCAGCCUUACGAGUACUUGCUGGAUGAGCUCACUUGCCGAGACUGUGGUCUUGGCUACUGGCCCAAUGAGACACUAAACGGGUGCUAUGAGCUACCCCAAGAAUACAUUCGCUGGAAGGAUGUCUGGGCUAUUGGGCCGGUCACUAUUUCUUGCCUCGGUUUCCUCUCCACUCUGUUUGUCUUUGGGGUCUUUGUUAAGAAUAAUGACACCCCCAUUGUGAAGGCCUCUGGUCGUGAACUGUGUUACAUCCUGCUCACUGGAGUAUUGAUGUGCUACAGCAUGACUUUCAUCUUCAUUGCCAAGCCCUCUACAGUGGUGUGUACUUUGCGUCGGCUAGGCCUGGGCACCUCCUUCGCUGUCUGCUACUCUGCCCUCUUGACCAAGACAAACCGCAUUGCUCGGAUCUUCAGUGGGGUGAAAGAGGGGGUGCAGCGCCCACGAUUCAUAAGUCCCACCUCACAGGUGGUCAUCUGCAUGGCUCUUAUUUCUUGCCAGCUAAUUAUUGUUGUCAUCUGGCUCAUGGUGGAGACUCCUGGCACACGAAAGGAGACGGAGCCUGACAAAAGAUACAUCGUCACCCUGAAGUGCAACAAUCGGGACUCAAGUAUGCUAAUUUCGCUUACUUAUAAUGUUCUCUUGAUCGUUUUAUGUACGGUCUAUGCCUUCAAGACUAGGAAAUGCCCUGAAAACUUCAACGAGGCCAAGUUCAUUGGGUUCACCAUGUAUACCACAUGCAUCAUAUGGUUAGCCUUCCUGCCCAUCUUCUAUGUCACCUCCAGUGAUUAUCGGGUCCAGACCACCACCAUGUGCAUCUCAGUUAGUCUCAGUGGCACAGUGGUCCUUGGCUGCCUCUUUACACCGAAGCUACAUAUCAUCCUUUUCCAGCCUCAGAAGAAUGUAGCCAGCCAUCGUGUUUCCACCAAUCGUUUCAGUGUGACGGCUGCAGGGUCUAGCCACUCCCAUGGAUCAUCUUCCCAGUACGUCCCAACAGUGUGCAAUGGCCGUGAAGUGGUGGACUCCACAACAUCAUCUUUGUGAACAUCUACAUUCUCUAUCAGUGAAUGUCUGUUGCCCCUGUGCUCACUCCUUAGGAACACAUGCCUCCGACUUUCCAAUUAGGCCUUUCUUUUCCUUUUACAGUUUCCUGAGACUCUCUGCUGGACAAAUGUUGUCCAAGGGAAGGAAACAGGUUCAUGAAACCUGAGAUCAAACUUUUACCCCCAAGGUCCAGCAUCAGCCCAGAAAUUUGGACACCAUUGGAGUUGAAUAUGUAAAUAACCCAUGUUGUUACCUUAACACUAUGGAUAUAGGACUGGACAAUGUUGAUUUCCUAUAUAAUUACUUGGGCAACAAGGUGAUGCCCUAUAAAGCAUCUAGAUAUGUAUUAAUCUUCCUGCUUUUCUCCAAACACUUGAAAUGGAAUGGUCAGUGGUUUUUGCCCUUCCACAUCCUCUCAAAAUUCUUCUCAACAUACAACACUUCUACUAAUUGAGGAAGGGGAGGGUCUGACUAGGCAACCACUCUGAAAGAAGGAAUACCAAGAAAUCCAUGGUGCUAACUACUGAAGAGGUGGGGCAGAAUCUCCUCCCUUUCAAAACCUGGUGACACACAGAGAGAUAUUUUCAAUAACUUAAACUGAAAUAAUUGUGCUCUCAUGUUUGCCUGACGUUUUGCAAGCUUAGUCCAGGAAAACAUCUUCCUAAAAUUGAUGAACAAAACUCUGACCACAUCCGUGAAGGAAAGCAAAAGCACAAUGGGUUUUUGCACCAAGCCUCUGGGUGUUCCCAGACCAUCUGAGAUGUAGAAAGAAGGGGGGACCAUCAAGUGAUGAGGAAGUUUUUUUUGAAUGAGAGCUCUUUACAGUACGAGCUACAAUGGUAAAUACAGUGAUGGGGCUUCUUGACAUUCUGAACCUGAAUAGAGGGAUGAGACAUUGGUUGUUGUGGGUUUUUCGGGCUCUUUGGCCGUGUUCUGAAGGUUGUUCUUCCUGACAUUUCGCCAGUCUCUGUGGCCGGCGUCUUCAGAAGACUGGAGACAUUUUACCAACAUAUGCUCAUAGGGUCAAGUUCAUCCUUUGCCCUAUAGUUCUCUUGGAUUCAUUUGUGGAAAUUACUAGAGCCUUCUUCUUCAGCCAGGAAGAAAAAAUUAUCCAUUGGCUUCCUCAAACACAGGCCUUUUGGACAGACAGACUGCAUCAGGGGAAGAAAAGAGUUCAAGAGAACUCCAGUGUACCUGAAUGGAAUGAAGUGCUUGGAAGCUGAAUGUCUUUCGUUCAAAAAGGAUGUGUAUACUGCUCAGUUCUUAUGUUGACAUUUUUUGGAGGAGCUGCUAAUUAUCAAUUUUCUCAUAUUUGCAUAUUACCACAGCAACCUAACAUCUACACUUGCUUCUUUGGCCCCUAGAGCAGUACAUGGCCAGAUCCCUAAUGGGGAUGGGGUGGGGGGAGUCCAAGCCAGGCUCCUUGAAAUCAAAGGAAACUACACAGAGCUAGAGAGGAAACUCACUUAUCAAUAUGGGGCAGGAAAAAAAUCAAGCAGGGAGGGUGCACCUACUUCUUUGCACUUUUAUUUAUGUAUAGCCUGUUUUCAGCUGGUCUCCUCUGGCUACUGUUGAACAUUCUUCUGAAUGCUCUGUGUAGGCAGCUGGCCAAAACUGUUAAUAUUGUUUUGCUUAAUGAAAAAGGCCGCUCUGCUGCCAUCUGUCUUCCCCUGUGUUACUUCUGUUCCAGCCAACUUCUGCAGACAGGAGUAUGCAUAGAGAAGCUGUACUCCUCAUGCCUGUAACUAGCUAGUGGGAAGCAUGGUGACACACUACGUCGUUUCUGUGCUCUACAUGAGAUCUUCUUAUGAUUUCACUAGCAAUAGUAUCUCUGUGAGGACUUCCUACAUCCGCAAGCAGGAGCUGUAAAUUUUGCUAUAACACAUAAGAUUUAGUGAGCAGCUAAUCUAACAAACAUCACCACAUUUCUUUCGGUAUAUAAAGGUAAGUUGGCUUGACUCUGAAAGAUUCCAGCUCAAAUGGAAUAAUUCCAAUUGAAUAACAACUCUAGCAUAACUAUUAUCACUGUAAAUUUCAGUGGUGAAUUGGUGCUAGUUAAGAAAUUAGUGUUUGCAUUCUUUUCCACAUCUUAAGUCAUACCUCUGGUGUUCGAUUAAAAAAACACAACUUCUGGCUUCUUACCAAGCAUCAGUUCACCUAUGAAUUUUAUGGUGAUGGAUUUAAUGUCAACAAGCAUAAGUAAUAUGACUCUGGCCACAGCAACCAUAAAAUAUGUAAGUAUGGCCAUACAUCUGCUUUACAAAUGGCACUAGAAGACUUCUGACUGGUCCAAGUAUAUUUGAGUCUGAGUCUUUGGGCUCCAGGCCCACUUUGCCCGUUAUUAUGCUCAUAGUUACCAUCAGAUAUUGUCUAUCUCAAGCAGCUACCGGGGAGGCGGCCACGUGUAGGCUGCAUAAUCAAACUGUAAACCUCCCAGAGCCUGCUUUAAAUGCUAUGAGGCAGUAUAUAAGCAGCACACAUUGCUGUACGUUACAAUUGUUUAGAAAUGAGUGAGGGUGGAAUCUGUCCACAGCAUGAUCUUUUGCCUACCUUGAGAGCAUGAGAAAAAAAAUGCUAUGUGGCUGAUCCCAAAAAUAUGGUAACAUAAAUGGAAAAGUGAUAGGUGAAGGGUUGGCUGAGUGGGUUCAGCUUUGGGUGACCCAAUGGCCUUGAGCAUGGCAGGAGUCCUCUCUCAGGAUGGUAAGUAGAAGUGUGGCUAACAACUUUUGCAAAAGCUUAGGAAGUAUAAAGACACUUCUUGGUCUGAUUAGGAUUUGUGUUGGUU
This is a messenger RNA of Pogona vitticeps (central bearded dragon), 5911 nucleotides long. It is a transcript of the gene GRM2, whose product is annotated as glutamate metabotropic receptor 2. Gene Ontology annotation, molecular function: G protein-coupled receptor activity. Gene Ontology annotation, biological process: G protein-coupled receptor signaling pathway. The record is from RefSeq and is a predicted model, not a curated record. Gene Ontology annotation, cellular component: membrane. NCBI's taxonomy places the organism in Eukaryota, Metazoa, Chordata, Lepidosauria, Squamata, Agamidae.